UAAAGAUAUGAUAAAUAAGAAAAACAUGUUAAUGUAUUUAUAUAAAUCAGAAAAAAUUGUCACCAAAAUUUUAAAUUGGAUAAGAUGAAGAAUAAUAGUAGUUUAUAUAAUUUCAAAUUUGUAAUAGUAUUUAAAAAAAUUACUUUUAUCUAGUUGUUAGUGUGCCCAUUUAAAAGGGUAUCACAACAUGGUUUGAGUUCCGGAAUAAACAUAUUUUUUAAAAAAAAAUAGAUAUAUAUAUAUAUAUGUAUAUAUAAACGACGUCUUCUUAUCUUGUUAACGGUUGACUAACUUCUGUUAGAGUCAAUGUAGAUUUAUGCACCUUUUAAGAAGUUCAGGUAGUUUUUCUUAAAUUAUACUUAAGUUGAGGCCGGUUUUGGCACUGCCUAUUUGUUCGGGUCCUAUUUGGCACGACUGAGAGUGUUGGGGUCGAAAUUGGCACUUUUCCUCGUAUAUCAAAACGACGUCGUUUUAUCUUGUUAACGAUUGACUAACUUUUGUUAGAGUCAAUGUAGAUUUAAGCACGUUUUAAGAAGUUCGGGUAGUUUUUUCGAAUUAUAAUUGAGUUGAGAUCGUAUUUGGCACUGCUCAAUUGUUCGGGUCGUAUUUGGCACGACUGAAAUAGUUGGGGUCGAAAUUGGCACUUUUCCCUAAGAAAAGCAGAGAAAGUAACACGAGUCUGAGUCAGCGACAAGUGUUCGCGGAGAAACGGAAACGCUCUCUCUUCCCCAACGCCAAUACCUUUGGAAUCCUGACCCUCUCAAAUGCUGUCCUUUCUUCUUAUUUCGUUCCCACCUACUUUUUUAAAGUUAUCUGUAAGAAAAAUAUUUAGAUUAUUUCAUAACUGAGUUCUAAGUUAUACAAUUCCACUGGUUAUUUGGAUCAUAUCACCUGUUCUUGAUCCACGUAAAUACUUGAAGUUUUCAAAAUUUUAUUAAGUAUACUCACUUUUUUUAGUGUCUUCUCUCUUUGCCAUAUACACAAAGGUUUACAUUAAAAUAGUGGGAAAUAAAGGUUAAAGGAACAAAAAAGAAAACAAGUUGACACACUGUCUUUUAAUUAUUCACUGGCCUCUAUAAAUCCAGCCUAGCCUCUCUCCCCACUUCUUAAAACUCGUUUCUUCUUCUUCUAUCAAAUCAGAUCAAACCCUAUUUUCUUGCUCUCAAAAUUUUGGAUAUAUCUUCUCUUAAGUUCUGAAAUUGUCUUUUUUUUUUUCUUGGGCCAAAAAAAAUGAGUUGCAAUGGAUGUAGAGUUCUUCGAAAAGGUUGCAGCGAAACAUGCAUCCUUCGUCCUUGCUUCCAAUGGAUCGAAUCCGCCGAGUCACAAGGCCACGCCACCUUGUUCGUCGCUAAAUUCUUUGGCCGUGCCGGUCUCAUGACUUUCAUCUCCGCCGUACCUGAACUAAACCGCCCUGCUUUGUUUCAGUCCUUGUUGUUUGAAGCGUGUGGGAGGACGGUUAAUCCGGUUAACGGAGCGGCUGGUCUGUUAGGGUCUGGAAACUGGCACGUGUGCCAAGCGGCGGUUGAAACUGUUCUUCGUGGUGGUACUUUAAGACCGAUCUCAGAUCUCCUCCCAUCGCCCUCGUUGAUCUCCUCCAAUGACUCUACCGUGAUCUGUACCGAUAUUGGCCGUUUCUCGACCUCAAGAACCAAGCUAUCGACGUCGGAUAUGAAAGAACCUCCGGUUAACCGGAGACGGUCGAAGACCGAACGGUCUGAAUCGGUUAUAGAUGUCCAGUUGAACCACAGGUUAGAUCUAACCAUUCCAGUUGUACCGGUUCCUUUACUUCCUCCAACGCCGUUUCGUAAGGUGGUCAACGGUGAACGUCCGGGAAGUCCAUCGGAGGAGUCUGUAACGACGUCCUGCAGUGAAAAUGGAAUCAUCGGCUAUAACAAAAGAGAGAGAAAGUUGUUAAACCUUUUUGUUUAAUUUAAAACCGACGACGCAAACUCUUCGCACUUAGUUUUUGAGGGUUCCUUUUAGGGUUUUAUCGGUUGAUUAAUGAUUUUCUAUACCGAGAGAAAUAUGAUAACUUUUUGGUGAUACAGAUGAGAUGAUAAAUAAUCUGCGGUUUGCUACUUUGUUUUUACACAGAAAUAUGAUGAUCCAACCUUAUAAGUAUGUUUUAGCCUUUUAGGUUUUUAUUUUUACCAGCUAAUUUGACAACAUUUUGAUAUAAUUAACAGGGGUAUAUUUU
This is a messenger RNA of Brassica rapa (field mustard), 2197 nucleotides long. RefSeq names its product LOB domain-containing protein 39. NCBI's taxonomy places the organism in Eukaryota, Viridiplantae, Streptophyta, Magnoliopsida, Brassicales, Brassicaceae. Gene Ontology annotation, biological process: regulation of gene expression. The record is from RefSeq and is a predicted model, not a curated record.